Molecule: messenger RNA, 1714 nt
Organism: Stereum hirsutum FP-91666 SS1
Lineage: Eukaryota; Fungi; Basidiomycota; Agaricomycetes; Russulales; Stereaceae
Product: putative rRNA pseudouridine synthase
Exons: 5
Coding region: 25-1596 (523 amino acids)
Biological process (GO): rRNA pseudouridine synthesis; snRNA pseudouridine synthesis; mRNA pseudouridine synthesis
Cellular component (GO): box H/ACA snoRNP complex
Molecular function (GO): pseudouridine synthase activity; RNA binding
Source: RefSeq, a predicted model, not a curated record
UUCUCGUCGUCCCCGUCCUCCAAAAUGUCGGCCACCGCAGCGCAAGGAAAGGUAGCAUCCAUUCAGCUCGAGGGUGACUACUCCAUCAAGUCCGAGAGCACCCAACCAAAACUCGACACUUCGCAAUGGCCUUUACUUCUUAAGAACUACGACAAACUCCUUGUCCGCUCCAGUCAUUUUACCCCCAUACCUUCCGGAAACAGCCCAUUAAAACGCGACCUCGCGUCUUAUAUCAAGUCGGGUGUCAUCAACUUGGAUAAGCCUUCAAAUCCUUCGUCGCAUGAAGUCGUCGCUUGGUUGAGGCGGAUCCUGCGUUGCGAAAAAACUGGUCACAGUGGUACACUUGACCCAAAAGUCACGGGCUGCCUCAUCGUCUGCAUUGAUCGUGCAACGAGGCUCGUGAAGUCCCAACAGGGCGCCGGUAAGGAAUAUGUCUGCGUCCUCCGCCUCCACUCUGCUCUUCCCAACCCCACCGCCCUCCCUCGCGCUCUCGAGACUCUGACAGGCGCGCUCUUCCAACGUCCCCCACUCAUCUCUGCCGUGAAGCGUCAGCUUCGUAUCCGUACUAUCCACGAGUCAAAACUUCUCGAGGUCGACGAGAAACGCAACUUAUCCGUCUUUUGGGUUUCCUGCGAGGCUGGCACUUACAUCCGUACGCUAUGCGUACAUCUUGGCCUGAUUUUGGGAGUAGGAGGGCACAUGCAGGAACUGAGACGAGUGCGGAGUGGUGCGCUUUCUGAGAACGACGACAUGGUGACCAUGCAUGACGUUCUCGACGCACAGUGGAUGUACGACAACACCCGUGAUGAGUCAUACCUCAGGCGUGUCAUUCGUCCUUUGGAGUGCUUGCUCAUCGGUUACAAGCGCAUCGUCGUCAAAGACAGCGCUGUAAAUGCGGUUUGUUAUGGCGCAAAGCUCAUGAUUCCUGGUCUUCUUCGCUAUGAAGCCGACAUAUCUGUACAUGAAGAAGUCGUGCUCAUGACCACCAAAGGAGAGGCCAUUGCCCUCGCCAUCGCUCAGAUGUCUACCGUGGAUCUCGCUACGUGCGACCACGGCGUCGUUGCGAAGAUUAAGCGUGUCAUCAUGGAGAGGGAUACCUACCCUAGGCGAUGGGGUUUGGGUCCCAAGGCCAUGGAAAAGAAGAAGAUGGUCAAGGAUGGGAAGCUCGGGAAGCACGGCGAGAAGAUUGAGGGAGUUACCCCGGCGGAAUGGAGCAAGGACUAUGUGGACUACACUCGCGAUCAACCCACCGCUGGGCCUUCAACGGUGGCGACAUCGGUUCCUGCCGCUACGCCUGCUGUUGUCGUCGUUGAGCCAUCAGUCAAAGUGGAGGUCAGUCCUUCCAAGAAGGAUAAGGAGGACAAGAAGAGGAAGCGUAAGUCGGAAGUUGCCGAAACUGAGAAUGGGGAUGUCUCGAUGGCGGUCACAGAAGGUGGUGCAGAGGAUGAUGAGGAGCGAAAGCGUCGGAAGAAAGAGAAGAAGGAGAAGAAAGCCAGGGAGAAGGUCGAGGACGAGGACGAAGAGGCAAAGCGGGAGAAGAAAAAGCUGAAGAAGGAGAAAAAGGCUAGGGAAUCCCUCGCUGGUGCGGAAUCAUGAUGCAUUUCGUACACUUUCUUGUCGUACUGUUCCUUGUAUGGCCUUCAUUCAUCAUCUGGCAUCGCUGGCGCUGGAUAUGCGUACCACCAAAUAUGUCCGAAUAAUACUUAUAAGACUG